AUGCAGCCGGCAAUGAUGAUGUUUUCCAGCAAAUACUGGGCAAGGAGAGGCCUUUCCCUGGAUUCAGCAGUGUCUGAAGAGCUACUUGGCAGCAGCGUAACAGUGAGUACUGACUUUUUAUCCUCUUCCUUCUUGAAGCCCAAUAAAGCUAGCGCUGGCAAAAGCGAGCAGAAAGCAAGCAGCCAGGAAGGCAGCCGAAGUGAAACUGCUAGCGAGAGCGGCAAGACAGCGGUCAUCUUCUCCCUGAAAAAUGAAGUUGGUGGCCUGGUGAAGGCUCUGAGACUCUUUCAGGAAAAGUGUGUCAACAUGGUUCAUAUCGAAUCCAGGAAAUCCCGGAGAAGAAGUUCUGAGGUUGAAAUCUUCGUGGACUGCGAGUGCGGUACAACAGAAUUCAAUGAGCUCGUUCAGUCGCUGAAAUUUCAAACCACAAGUGUGACCCUGAGCCCACCAGAGAACAUUUGGACAGAAGAAGCAGAGCUGGAGGACGUGCCCUGGUUCCCCCGGAAGAUCUCGGAGUUAGACAAAUGCUCCCACAGAGUUCUCAUGUAUGGCUCUGAGCUCGAUGCCGACCACCCCGGAUUUAAGGACAAUGUCUAUCGACAGAGAAGAAAGUAUUUUGUGGAUGUGGCCAUGGGCUAUAAAUAUGGGCAGCCCAUUCCCAGAGUGGAGUACACAGAGGAAGAGACUAAGACUUGGGGCGUUGUGUUUCGGGAGCUUUCCAAACUCUAUCCCACUCAUGCUUGCCAGGAGUAUUUGAAAAACUUCCCUUUGCUGACUAAAUACUGUGGCUACAGGGAGGAUAAUGUGCCCCAACUUGAAGAUGUUUCUGUGUUUCUGAAAGAAAGGUCUGGCUUCACAGUAAGGCCAGUGGCUGGAUACCUGAGUCCGAGAGACUUCUUGGCAGGACUGGCCUACAGAGUGUUCCACUGUACCCAGUACGUCCGGCAUGGCUCAGACCCUCUCUAUACCCCAGAACCAGACACGUGUCACGAACUCCUAGGUCAUGUCCCAUUACUUGCGGAUCCAAAGUUUGCUCAGUUUUCACAAGAAAUAGGCCUGGCAUCUCUGGGAGCAUCCGACGAUGAUGUUCAGAAAUUAGCCACGUGCUAUUUCUUCACGAUUGAGUUUGGCCUUUGCAAACAGGAAGGGCAGCUGCGGGCAUACGGAGCUGGACUACUUUCCUCCAUUGGGGAAUUAAAGCAUGCACUUUCUGACAAGGCGUGCGUGAAAUCCUUUGACCCAAAGAUUACCUGCUUACAGGAAUGCCUUAUCACCACCUUCCAGGAAGCCUACUUUGUUUCAGAAAGUUUUGAAGAAGCCAAGGAAAAGAUGAGGGACUUUGCCAAGUCCAUUACCCGUCCCUUCUCCGUAUACUUCAACCCCUACACACAAAGCAUUGAAAUCCUGAAAGACACCAGGAGUAUUCAAAGUGUGGUGCAGGACCUUCGCAGCGAUUUGGACACCGUGUGUGACGCCUUAGCCAAAAUGAACCAGUAUCUGGGGAUUUAAAGUGCGGGGCCAGGGUUGUUGCCAGCAGGGUCUGUUGGGGGUUGAGUAGCAAUUCAGUCAAGGUCAUAUAACACCCAUGACUUUCUGUAACAUGGCUAUCCUAAAAAGCAUGCAAUCCUAUGUGGCUCUACUUACCUGUAACUCACUGUGUUCUGUGUGAAUCACCAACAGGAACCCAAUGACAGAUAAUCACUUGUAUGAAAUAUUGUAAUAUGUUUAAAUGUCUUAAAUAUACUUGACAUUCCUGGUUAGUGUCCUUAUGCGACUGCAUCUAUUUAAAGUUUAUAACAAAUAGCCCUCUUAUGAUUAUAGCUUAUGUCCUUUUUUCUCCUUGAACUGAAGCCAUUCUUCUGUGUUCAUUAGAUAAAGUGAAAAUAGCAGGGAGGCUGUUUCUGUUUUCAAUAGUAUCAGUGUUUUUUGUAGCAUUGCUUGAGACAAACCCAGAAUUGUAUGAAAAUACUCAUCACAAUAACAGAAGUCCAGUAUUUUAUUUUUUAAAAUAGUUGAGGCAACACAGCAGAGUUUAGAUUACUCUUUCAGAUUGAGUAUAGGUUGCAUUGACUGUGUAGAAACUGAAUUGUGGCAUGCUUCCCAAAGUAGGUUGGAAGGUAAUACUUUCAGAAAGGAUAUUAGAAAUACUAAACAAAUCAAUUGUUGUAAAGUCACUUCUGACUCAUGAAAAUUUCAUGCCUGUCUGAGUAGAACCUGCGUUCUGUAGAAUUUUCAACGGCUGAUGUUUCGGAUGAUCCCCUGACAUCUCCUCCUAUGCAUCUCUGAGUAGUCUCCAAUCUCUUUUGGUUAGCAGCGAGCAUGGUAACAACGUGUGCCAGCCUACAACUCCCAGAUAUAUUCAGUGGUAGAGAAGAAAUCUUGGGACCAUGAAUGUUAUGCUUGAGUAAAUUUAAUUAUCAUGCUCAGGUGUUUGACCCAUCUCUUUGGCCAGAGGACAAUAGAAUCAUAAAGCUAUAAAUAUUAUAUUUGAUUUUAAAAUUCUGGAAAUUGAGUUUUUGAGAGCCUAAGUGACUUACCCAGUCCUCACAGUUGGUUGUGCACUAAGACUUACAGUCCACUGCAGCCUGCUUUUGGAACCCCGAGGAAUUCUGUUUAGGGUAUGCAUGUGUUUGUGUAGCCAGAGAAGGGAAACUAAUAUCUAUCAAAAGUAAUGCUUAUGUGUAUGGGUUGUGAUAAGAGUUGUAGGAGCCCCUAAUAAAAUGAUUUAAAAAAAAAAGAAAAGACAAAAUGUGAAAUCUAAUAACCAUGAAUGACUAACCAAAUGCUUUUGCUAUUAACAUGUAGCCUCUAACUGAAAUGUC
Messenger RNA from Echinops telfairi (small Madagascar hedgehog), 2822 nucleotides. RefSeq names its product tryptophan hydroxylase 2 (gene TPH2). Lineage: Eukaryota; Metazoa; Chordata; Mammalia; Afrosoricida; Tenrecidae. Gene Ontology annotation, cellular component: neuron projection. Gene Ontology annotation, biological process: serotonin biosynthetic process; aromatic amino acid metabolic process. Gene Ontology annotation, molecular function: iron ion binding; tryptophan 5-monooxygenase activity. The transcript is spliced from 11 exons. The record is from RefSeq and is a predicted model, not a curated record. The coding region runs from base 1 to 1509 and encodes 502 amino acids.